Molecule: messenger RNA, 1759 nt
Organism: Danio aesculapii
Lineage: Eukaryota; Metazoa; Chordata; Actinopteri; Cypriniformes; Danionidae
Gene: krt18a.1
Product: keratin 18a, tandem duplicate 1
Exons: 7
Coding region: 3-1385 (460 amino acids)
Biological process (GO): intermediate filament cytoskeleton organization
Cellular component (GO): keratin filament
Molecular function (GO): structural molecule activity
Source: RefSeq, a predicted model, not a curated record
UCAUGUCCUGUGCUCUCCUCUGCUGUGUUACUGAGCUCUACCUCUCUCCAGGCCUUCAUUCACUCUUCUGCUCACUCACAACAGCGACCAUGAGUCUGAGAACAAGCUACAGCGUGCGUUCCUCCACCUCCCAGGUGCCAGUGUCCCAGGUGUCUAUCAAGCGCACCACCAAUGUGCCGACUUACCGGGCUGCGAGCAUCCACGGUGGCGCCGGAGGUCAAGGAACCCGCAUCUCCUCUGCUUCCUACUCAGGAGUUCGCAGUGGACUGGGAGUUCCCUCGAUGUCCAGCUCCAUCCAAGUGAGUGCCAGUGGAACCACGGGUGAGAUCAUGGGCAAUGAGAAGAUGGCCAUGCAGAACCUGAACGACCGUCUGGCCUCCUACCUGGAGAAAGUGAGGAUCCUGGAGCAGGCCAACAGCAAGCUGGAGCUGAAGAUCCGGGAGGCCCUAGAGAAGAGAGGUCCUGAUGUCCAUGACUACAGCCGCUUCCAGCCAAUCGUUGAUGAGCUGCGCAAGAAGAUCUUUGAUGCCACCACAAACAAUGCUCGCCUAGUGCUCCAGAUUGACAACGCCCGCCUGGCAGCUGAUGACUUCAGAGUCAAGUAUGAAUCUGAGCUAUCCAUCCGCCAAGGUGUGGAGGCCGACAUCACCGGCCUGAGAAAGGUCAUCGACGACACCAACCUGAACCGCAUGAACCUUGAAAGCGAGAUUGAGGCCCUCAAAGAAGAGCUCAUCUUCCUUAAGAAGAACCAUGACAAUGAGGUAAUGGAGCUUCGUAACCAGAUCUCCCAGUCCGGAGUGCAGGUGGACAUUGAUGCUCCUAAGGGACAGGAUCUUUCCCAGAUCAUGGAGGAGAUCAGAGCCAAGUACGAGAAGAUGGCCCUGAAGAACCAGGAGGAGCUGAAGGCCUGGCACGAAUCUCAGAUCACAGAGGUUCAGGUACAAGUCACGCAGAACACAGAGGCCCUCCAGGGUGCCCGUUCAGAGGUUAACGAACUUCGCAGACAAAUUCAGACAUUGGAGAUUGAGCUGGAAUCACAGAAGAACCUGAAAGGGUCACUGGAGGGAACUCUGCGGGACACAGAAAUGCGAUACAACAUGGAGAUCGAGAAUCUCAACACAAUCAUCCUGCAGUUGGAGGCUGAGCUCACACAACUGCGCGGUAACAUCCAGCAACAGACGCAGGAGUAUGAGGCUCUGCUGAACAUGAAGAUGAAGCUGGAGGCAGAAAUCGCCACCUACAGGAGGCUACUGGACGGUGGAGACUUCAAACUCCAGGAUGCUCUUGAAGAGCAGAAGAAGGUCAAAGUCAUGACGGUCACGCAGACGCUGGUGGAUGGAAAGGUGGUGUCAUCAAGCACAGAAACCAAGGAGAGGAAACUUUAAACAUCCAAUUUCAGAUGAAGAGCCACAACACAUCAGAAAAACCUCAUGGGCUAUUGUUAAAAUGAUCUUAAAACAAAAUGAGCUUAACACAUUAGAUACUGUAUCUAUUUAUUCCAAAGUGCCUUAUUGUAAGCAUCUCAAAGCACAUGCUGUAUGCAAUGAGAUUUAGCCAGUACAUUUCAACACUAUUUUAAAAAACUUCCAUUUUAAUAACUAUAUCCAAAAAACCAAAGGUCAAAGAACACUAAUAAAACAUUUUAGAUAUUUUUGUAAUGACAGUAAAUGUUUACGAUCACCAAUUGUUCCAUUUUGUUCUAUGUUGUGUUGUUGUCAUAAUGUCUUGUCUUUUCCAAAUAAAAGACACUUUUAACAAA